This is a messenger RNA of Linum trigynum, 987 nucleotides long. The record is from the annotation of a GenBank genome assembly. NCBI's taxonomy places the organism in Eukaryota, Viridiplantae, Streptophyta, Magnoliopsida, Malpighiales, Linaceae.
AUGUCACUCUUGAACCAGCUCUUCAAUCGAGGCGUUUUUGGUUCCAAAUGUAAAACAUGCCUGACCUUGGCUCUCUCACGCAUGAAGUUGCUUCAGAACAAGAGGGAGUUGAAUCUAAAACAGAUGCGCAAGGAGAUAGCACAAUUCUUGCUGGCCGGCCAAGAAGCAAUUGCCCGAAUCCGUGUGGAGCAUGUGAUACGGGAACAAAACAUAUGGGCUGCUUUCGAGAUACUAGAGCUCUUCUGUGAGUUUGUUCUCGCCCGCAUUCCAAUUAUUGACGCUCAGAAGGAAUGUCCUGCUGAGGUGCGAGAGGCUGUUGCAAGCAUAAUAUUUGCCUCUCCAAGAUGUUCAGAAGUUCCUGAUCUACUGCAGAUCAAGAAUUUGUUUACUGCUAAAUAUGGCAAGGAGUUUGUCAUGGCUGCUUCGGAGCUCCGACCUGACUCUGGUGUCAACCGCGCAAUCAUAGAAAAACUAUCAAUUGGUACACCAUCUCCGGAAGAAAGGCUCAAGGUGUUGAAGGAAAUUGCAAAAGAGUACCAUCUGGAAUGGGACUCUUCUGAAACAGAGGCUGAGCUCAAUAAACGGCAUGAGGAUCUUCUGGCUGGAGCUAAGCAAGCUCUACCAGAGGGUUCCCAUUCUCAAGUUGCCAGCAUUCAGAGUUGUCCCAAGUCUCAUACCAAUCAGACAUCCAUGGACAGCAGACAAGAAUAUGUGCAGUUUCAAGCUUCAAGUCCCACUAUGGCAUCAUGUAAGAAGCCCCUAGCGAAGACUGAUGAAGUCAACCACCCACCACCAAUCAGGAAUUACAAUGCAGAAAAAUUCUCUGAUGGUAGAAAGGGGACGAAAGCACAACCAUCUGAUGUCUUGGAGGUUGCUCGAGCUGCUAUUGCAUCUGCAGAACGAGCCACUGCAGCUGCACAUGCGGCUGCUGCGCUUGUGAGUGUCAAUUUUGGUUCUCUGAAUCUUCAAGAAAGCAAGCUUUCUUGA